AUGACGCUUGAGUAUCAAAGCGAGGGCGUUUGGCUUCGUACUCAAGUGGUUGAUUUCUGUGUCCAAUUCAUCGACAUGGCGAAAUUUGCUGCAUUUGUCUCAAAACUGUCCGAUAUCGCCGGUUAUCAGCAGUUGGUUGUAUCAGAUGGCGAUGUAUCCACAGAAAUGGAAGAAGAGAUUGACGUUUUCGAGCAAGAAGAUUUUGAACAUGGAGCGAAUGAAUACAUUUCCAUGAGGCCUCGAUUCAGCGUCUUUGAAGACUUGACGCAGUUGUUUAUGGAUGCAAGCACGCGUGAUGCAGGAGCACUUGAGGCGAAACGGACGAUACGAGGAUGUCUGCGAAGUGGACUUGUACAUCGAAUUCAGCGACGCGCGGCA
Molecule: messenger RNA, 378 nt
Organism: Mesorhabditis belari
Lineage: Eukaryota; Metazoa; Nematoda; Chromadorea; Rhabditida; Rhabditidae
Source: the annotation of a GenBank genome assembly